AUGUCUUCAGGCGCCAAGCGACUGGUGCAGUCGCUUAGGGGCCGGACCGGGGGCAGGGGCACCGGCGGCGGUCGUUCCGACGCCGGUGCCGGGGACGACGGCGGCGUCGGGGGUGGCGGGGCCAGCACCAGCGCGACGAGACUGUGCCAUUACGACAGCGGGCAUGAGCUCGACGAGAUCUCGGUGAUCGGGGCUACCGUUAGGGACAACGAGGGGCUGACGACGCCCACCACGCCGUGUCACUGCAGGAGUAUCAAGUACGGUAGUGGACAGACGCUUUGCAGCAUCGCCGGACUGCCGCCCGCCCCCGCCAUACCCGCGCACAGAGCACAGUCCGGUGACAUCGCGACUAGUAACGGCGGCGUCUACGGGGGCGAGAAGUAUGGCAGAAGCGGAAGGUCCGGCGACGGUAGAACCGGCGGCGGUAGGGAAAAAGAGGAUGACACCAAGAGUGCAGAGAAUAUAUCCAGGGGGGUUUUACCCUCGAGGCAGAGCCUCUUGGACCUCGUCAGCGGUAAAUUCAUGGGCCGACACACACCCACUCACCACUACUACUAUCAGCAGCAACAGCAGCGAUACUUUAGCUCGUCACGGGACUCGCUUCAGGGGGGAUACGUGAAUCGGGGGGCGAGCGAGCUCGAUCUGAGUCGCAAGCCGAGAAGAAGGGACCACCUAAGGGGCAGAUUUAAGCUGCCAUAUACAGUUGCGCUUACGUCCUCGCGUGACCAAUCGCACCUUCACACACCGGCAUCAGUCAAUCAUCUCAGCAACAGUAGCUGUAACGGCACUGAAACGUGAGUAUUUCAUUGGCGAGUAAUCACGGGCCGAUUUCAAUUAUCAUCGGAUAUCAUUUCAAUUUCGAGGUACACGGCGCAACAACAGCAACAGCAACGCGGUAGUAGAGGCUAUCCCGGACAACCUGGAUCGAGGGGUUUUCGCACGGGUGCGCCAAAUUGGUCCUUCAUCUUCGAUCCUGCGGGACGUCUCUGUUACUAUUGGUCGAUGGUGGUUUCUCUUGCCUUUCUUUACAACUUCUGGGUGAUCAUCUAUAGGUUUGCCUUCCAGGAGAUCAACGGAGAAACCCGUUGGGUGUGGUUCUGCCUGGACUACUUCUCGGAUUUUUUAUACGUGCUCGACAUAGUAUUUCACAUUCGAACGGGAUACUUGGAAGACGGCGUGCUGCAAACCGACGCCACGAAAUUGAGAAAUCAUUAUACGAACAGCACCACGUUUUACAUAGACAUCCUGUGCCUGCUGCCUCUCGACUUUUUAUACUUAUCUAUAGGAUUUAACAGUAUGCUGCGAAGUUUUAGACUCGUAAAAAUUUACCGGUUCUGGGCGUUCAUGGACAGAACCGAGCGACACACGAACUACCCGAAUCUGUUUCGCUCCACCUCCUUGAUACAUUAUUUACUAGUGAUCUUUCACUGGAACGGGUGCCUCUAUCACAUUAUUUAUAAGAACAACGGCUUUGGCAGUAAGAACUGGGUGUUCAGCGACUCCGAGACGGCGGAUGUUGUCAAGCAAUAUCUGCAAAGCUACUACUGGUGCACUCUUGCCCUAACGACCAUCGGUGAUCUGCCCAGACCGAGAAGUAAGGGCGAGUAUCUCUUUGUGAUUGGUCAGCUGUUCUUCGGUCUGCUGUUAUUCGCAACGGUGUUGGGUCACGUCGCAAACAUCGUCACUUCCGUCAGUGCAGCGCGGAAAGAGUUUCAGGCGAAGCUGGAUGGCGUGAAGACUUACAUGCGGAUGAGGAGAGUACCGAAUCAUUUGCAGGUUAAAGUUAUCAAGUGGUUCGACUACUUGUGGUUGACGCAGAAGUGCUCCGACGAAGAGAAAGCAGUGAGUUGUCUCCCAGAUAAGCUGAAGGCAGAAAUCGCGAUAAACGUGCACCUGGACACGCUGAGGAGGGUCGAGAUCUUCCAAAACACAGAGGCUGGCUUCCUGUGCGAGCUGGUGCUGCGAUUACGGCCCGUUCUUUUCUCACCUGGCGACUACAUCUGCCGCAAAGGUGAGGUGGGAAAGGAGAUGUACAUAGUGAAUAGGGGCCGACUGCAGGUGGUAGCCGACAACGGGAAGACGGUGCUCGCCACCCUUAAGGCGGGUUCCUACUUCGGGGAGAUCAGCAUUCUCAAUAUGGGGACCGCAGGUAAAGAGUGCGGUAACCGGCGAACAGCCAGCGUGCGCUCGGUCGGCUACUCGGACCUCUUCGUCCUCAGCAAGAAGGACAUGUGGGACGUGCUCAAGGAGUAUCCGGCUGCCAGGGUGCGCCUUGAAGCUAUCGCAGUCAAGAGGCUGGAGAAAUACAAGAGAGCUCCUCUGGAGAAAGUUGCCAUGGGUAGGUGCCAGAGCACGCCCGGUCUGGUGGAGUCGCGGGGCCGCGUAUCGCUGGAGGACAUGUGGAUAUCGCCGGUCGACCUCAAGUCCACCCACGCGUACUCGACGGCCGCCUCGUUGUUCUCGCCGAGUCCGAGCCCGGUGACGCCUCGCGCCAUGCCGGGCACGGGGGUCCUAACGGACGCGAACAACGUGCCCAGGGGCGCGGAGAGCCCGAUAAGCGGGGCCAGCAGUGGUCCCAGCAGCGAGGACCAGACGGCCAGGGCGCCGCCAUCAGCCGCGACCCAAGCCUCCACCGGCAGGCAGUCCACUCAUUCCGGCAUGACUUGCAACAGCAUGACGCAGCUGGUGAGCGAAGGUACAACACCCCUAUUUGGCACCCACGAGGCUCUAUUGGCAGAGAUUCAGCGUCUCCGUGAGCGCCUGAAAUGCCUGGAGACCGAAAACGCAGCGAUGAGCGUCAAGUUGAACCAGCAACAGUGGGAGGUCGAGCAUCGGUUGGCCGAAAUCGAGAUGCAGAUUUGCGGAGCGAGCUCGACCUCGAGCGUCGAGGACAACAAUGAGAGAAAUCGGGAGAGCAUUAUUUAAC
Molecule: messenger RNA, 2926 nt
Organism: Cyphomyrmex costatus
Lineage: Eukaryota; Metazoa; Arthropoda; Insecta; Hymenoptera; Formicidae
Product: potassium/sodium hyperpolarization-activated cyclic nucleotide-gated channel 3-like
Exons: 15
Biological process (GO): monoatomic cation transmembrane transport
Cellular component (GO): plasma membrane; intracellular cyclic nucleotide activated cation channel complex
Molecular function (GO): protein-containing complex binding; intracellularly cAMP-activated cation channel activity; cGMP binding
Source: RefSeq, a predicted model, not a curated record